AUGUUUACCACCAGAGCCGCUAUCCUCACAAGAAGCGUACAGCCUAGCACGCGCCUUGGAUUCACCAGAACCUUCUUCAAUGGCUGGUUCAAGGCAUGGCAGACCCAAAAGGUGAUCUACCCUCCCAAGCCCCAGGAUUUCACCACCAACAACCGGAUUUUUGAGGCCUAUGUGCAACACGCCAACGAGCUCCACGACUACUUGCUUUUCAAGGAACCGUUACUCUUGAACUUCACUUAUGCUGACCCCAAGUCCAACAAGGUGACGCAGGCACUCUUUGAUGUGUUGAGCAACAGAGACAAGUAUCCCACUGAGACUGCCGUGAACUUGGUCAACAUCAUGGCUGACACCGAGGGUGGCAGAGAGUUGAUGCUCGACUAUGGCGUGGGAAAGAUUCCUUCGGUGGUCUUGUUGAGGAAGCAGAUCCCUGUGGACCGGUUGGUUGUUGAUGUGGACCGGUUCAGCGAGCAGGAUGUCAUUGAGUGGUUGCGGAGCAUCCGCUAG
This is a messenger RNA of Suhomyces tanzawaensis NRRL Y-17324, 504 nucleotides long. RefSeq lists its product as uncharacterized. Lineage: Eukaryota; Fungi; Ascomycota; Pichiomycetes; Serinales; Debaryomycetaceae. The transcript has a single exon. The coding region runs from base 1 to 504 and encodes 167 amino acids. The record is from RefSeq and is a predicted model, not a curated record.